Messenger RNA from Eubalaena glacialis (North Atlantic right whale), 468 nucleotides. RefSeq names its product ribonuclease H-like. Lineage: Eukaryota; Metazoa; Chordata; Mammalia; Artiodactyla; Balaenidae. The record is from RefSeq and is a predicted model, not a curated record. The coding region runs from base 1 to 468 and encodes 155 amino acids. Gene Ontology annotation, molecular function: nucleic acid binding; RNA-DNA hybrid ribonuclease activity. The transcript has a single exon.
AUGGGGUAUGCCAUAGUUAGUCUAGAUGAAGUCAUAAAAGCCAAGGCCCUGCCACCCCAGACGUCAGCCCAGAAGGCUGAACUAAUUGCAUUAAUGAGAGCUUUGCAAUUAGGGAAGGAUAGGCAGUUAAAUAUUUUUACUGACUCUAAAUACGGGUUCCACGUGCUACAUGCUCAUGCUGCCAUUUGGAAAGAAAGAGGAAUGUUAACUGCUAAAAAUUCCCCCAUAAAACGUAAAGAUUUGAUUCUGGCUCUUUUAGAAGCAGUGCAGCUUCCGACCCAGGUAGCAGUAAUCCCCUGUAGGGGCCAUCAGAGGGAUGGAUCUUUCGUUAGCCAAGGGAACAGCAAAGCUGAUCAAAUUGCAAAACAGGCAGUUCAAUUGCAGGAACCUGAACAAGUUAUGGCUCUAGUGAUUGGCCCCCCUGAACUCCCUAGCCUUCCCCAGUAUUCCCCACAGGAACUAGAUUAA